CGCGUGACGUACACGUGUUUGGAUCACUUCCGGUUAGAGAGAGAGGAGCUGACUGUUCGGGUUAUUCCACUUUAUUAUGAGUUAACGCUCUUACAGGGUGUGGCUGAGGUGAAGGGCGGAGUCAGGAGGCGGGUCUUGGAAAGAUGCCGUCCAAUAAAAGCGUGUCUGAUGCCUCGAUCACUCAGUUUGUCAACUGUAGGAUCCUCAGAGACCACCGUCUGGAGAGGGAGGACCUGUGGGUGCGUGAUGGGAAGAUCCUGAACCCAGAGAAGCUGUUCUUUGAUGAAGAAGGUUUUGCAGACCAUAAAGUUGACUGUGGGAAUAAAAUCAUCGCCCCCGGGUUCAUCGAUGUUCAGAUCAAUGGUGGAUAUGGCAUUGACUUCUCGCAGGUCAGUGAUGACAUCACAGGGGGCGUGGCCCAGGUGGCCAAGAGGCUUCUGGAACACGGUGUCACGUCCUUUUGUCCCACGCUGGUGACGUCUCCUCCGGACAUUUACCACCAGGUGAUUCCUCAGUUGAAGGUGAAGGAUGGAGGAGCAGACGGAGCCGGAGUCCUGGGUCUUCAUCUCGAGGGCCCGUUUAUCAGUGAGGAGAAGAGAGGCGCUCACCCUCCUCGGUUUCUCCGCACCUUUUCGAAAGGGGGCGUGGCCGACCUGUAUGAGACCUACGGGCAGCUGGAGAACGUUGCCAUGGUUACUCUGGCCCCGGAGCUCCCUAAUAGUGGCCCGGCGAUCUGUGAGCUCGCACGCAAGGGCAUCGCAGUUUCCCUGGGUCACUCCAUGGCCGAUCUGUCUCAGGCUGAAGAGGCCGUCCUGCAGGGGGCGUCCUUCAUCACACACCUGUUCAAUGCCAUGCUGCCGUUCCAUCACAGAGACCCGGGCAUUGUGGGAUUGCUGACGAGUGACCGUGUGCCUGGAGGCCGCACUGUGUACUACGGUAUGAUCGCUGACGGCAUACACACACACCCUGCUGCACUGAGGAUCGCUCACAGAGCUCACCCUGCAGGGUUGGUGUUGGUGACUGAUGCAGUUCCAGCGAUGGGGCUUCCUGCAGGACGACACUCACUGGGACAGCAAGAGAUUCACAUACAGGGUCUACACGCUUACGUAGCAGGGACUAAGACACUGAGCGGCAGCAUCGCCACAAUGGACAUGUGUGUGAGACACUUCAAACAGGCCUCCGGAUGCUCGGUGGAGGCAGCGCUGGAAGCUGCGUCUCUACAUCCGGCUCAGCUGCUGGGGAUCAGCCACAGGAAGGGGACGCUGGAGUACGGUGCAGACGCAGAUUUCGUGGUGCUGGACGACUCCCUCUUGGUCUGGGAAACGUACAUCGCGGGUGAGCUGGUCUGGAGGAAGUGACAUCACCCUGACUCCGCCCUCUGAUUGAGUGGUUCUGACUUCAUAACAUUUCAACAGCACACACACAGGACACACACACACACAGGACACACACACACUGCUCCCGUACCCAGGACGUGUGGUGGUGAACAUGAAGAGUUCGGACACUUCACACGAUCAGUAUAUAUAUAUAUAUGUGUGUGUGUGUGUGUGUGUGUGUGUGUGUGUGUGUAACUGUGCGCUUCCCUAACUCUGGAUCACUUCAGUCUAAGUUCUGAUUUCAAGGCUGCUUCUGUAUACACUGUGAGAAUGAUCUGAAGUGUGUGUGUGUGUGUGU
Messenger RNA from Clarias gariepinus (North African catfish), 1674 nucleotides. RefSeq names its product amidohydrolase domain containing 2 (gene amdhd2). Lineage: Eukaryota; Metazoa; Chordata; Actinopteri; Siluriformes; Clariidae. Gene Ontology annotation, biological process: N-acetylglucosamine catabolic process. The coding region runs from base 144 to 1358 and encodes 404 amino acids. Gene Ontology annotation, molecular function: N-acetylglucosamine-6-phosphate deacetylase activity. The transcript has 12 exons. The record is from RefSeq and is a predicted model, not a curated record.